This is a messenger RNA of Pelobates cultripes (western spadefoot toad), 6359 nucleotides long. The record is from the annotation of a GenBank genome assembly. NCBI's taxonomy places the organism in Eukaryota, Metazoa, Chordata, Amphibia, Anura, Pelobatidae.
GUCAGCGGAACGCAAGUUAUCGAUGUUAUCGAGCAAGGAGCAGGGGAACAUCCAGGUACAUUAAAACAUUGUGUGUGUGUGUUAUGUAUAUAUGUAAAUGUGUAACCAUAUAUCACAUCCAUAUCACAUAGCCCAUUAAAGUUACCAGGUUACCAUAUUUUUAUUAAACAACCACUCCACACUUGAAAAAACAGGAAAAAGUAAGAUACAGAGGGAAAGCAGCUAUGAUUCAUAUGUUAUUUCUUACAUUAUUUGUAAAUACUGUUUAACACUUUAGUGAUCGCGGACAAACCGGGUACGUCAGCCAAAAAACUGUUGUUAACCACCUCUGGCGUUCCAUGUACGUCCGCAGCCAAAAUGAGCGCUGGAAGCAAUGGCAUCCAGCCGCUCUAAGUGUAUUCCACAAUGCCUCGAUAUUGAGGCAUCGUGGAAUACCCCCCUACUGUGCCGGGCACCUAAGUGAUUGUUCUCCCCGGAGUGAUCACUUCCAGGUUUCCACAAGUGGCGCCCGGCAGUGGGGAGCAGAGCAUCGGAAGCCUUCAGGCAGGCUUACAAUCCUCUGCCUUUGCUGAGUGCCUCGAGGGGUUGAGGCACUCAGUAAUAGUAAAAAAUAAAUAAUAAUUAUAAAAAACUAAAUUACAAAAUUAACCCUCUUCCCUCCCUCCCUCUCCCUCCCCAUGUACUUACCAAUCACCACCGUAUCCCCGCCAGUGAUCGGUCGUCUUCUAAGGCUAGGCCCAGACAGUCCCCCCUCUGCACUGUAGUACCCCCAGGGGCCAUGUGAUUGCUCUAAAACAGUGGUCACAUGGCUGCAAUAGGUAUCCACAGUGUUGCCAACAGGGGGACUGCCUGAACUGACAGGCCGUCCCCCUGCUGGUGAAAAAGUAAAAAUCUUAUAUAUAACGUCAUACUAAGUGUAUUUUUUUUAAUAAUAUAUACAUAUAUUAAUAUAAAAAUACUCAGAGUAAAAUUACACACGUAUGUAUAUAACAUAUAUAAUAACUUUAUAUUUUGUAUAUAUAUAUAUAUAUAUAUAUAUUAUAAAAUUAAAUAAUAAUUAAAAAUUAAUAAAAAAACAAUAAAAACUUUAAUAUUUAAAAAACAUUAUAUAUAUAUAAUGUUAUUCUAACUGUAGUUUGAUAUUAAUAUAUAUAUAUAUUUAUAUCAAAAUACUCUUGUGGAUUAUAUAUAUAUAUAUAUAUAUAUAAAUUUUCAUUCUAUGUAUAUCUCCUUAACGACCAUGGACGUACUGAGUACAUUCGACAAAAAAUGGUCAUUAAGGACCGCAGAUGUACCUAGUAUGUUUGCGGCAAAUAGGAGCACUGGACUUACCUGGAUGGGUGAUCCGUGGCGAUCACAGUUGGGAGGGACUGUUGGGAUCUCCCUGCAGCUGCUCCGGCCACCCCGGCCCUCCAGGGCAUGGGAUCACCAUGAUCAAUAUGUCUCAGUAGGACUCUUGGAGCUGCCAGCAGGGGGACUGUCUGAGCUCUCAGGCAGUCCCCCAGGGUGCUAAAAAGUAAAAUAAUAUAUAUAUAUAUAUGUUGUGACAAAAGAAACUUCACCACUAACUUUUGGAGGGGCCUGUUUGCCAGCCUCCUACCCUGUGACUAUGGCCUCUGUGUUCAACCUUAUUGGAAAACACCAAUUGUGCCUCUUGGACUUAUAACAAGCUAUGUUCAAUUGGGACUAUAUGGUUCAUUGCACCGAACAGCCGCACCAACAGAGACCACCCUGGAGCUUGUUGAGCUUAAUUGAUACUGUGGCAAAACUAACCUCGCCACUGGGCACUGGAGAAGCCUGGAUGCUCGCCUGCUGCCUCUAGACUAUGGUCCCCGGUGUGUAUGACCCUUUAAGAACCGUCUGGGGACAUAUUCAGACUUUUUGGGACAAUGCCCCUUUAAGAUGGUGUCCUCAGUGUCCCCAGACUUGUUUGGGACAAUGCCCCUUUAAGACGGUGUCCUUAGUGUCCCCAGACUGUUACAAUCCUGUGUGCAUGGCUUUUUCCCACUUGGUUCAGUAAAUCUAGCUUACUGAACCAAGUAUUGUAUUGGCGGACCAACCAGAAGUGGAAGCGUGCGGCUAAUUUACCUCCCAGGCUGGGAGGCUGCUGUAGGUAAAUUGCCGACCGAUGGGUGUCAGCGGUGUGUGCAGCCAAAUCUAUGAAACUGUUUUCGGCUACCCAACUGCACGAACACCGCUAACCCGUACCUUCUCCUCCACUUUGACACUGCGGCUGGAGACUAAGUCCUGUUUGGCGAGUUGAACACACGUACAGCCCAAAUCUAUGGAACUCUUUUGGGCAUGAAAAUGUGCUUGUGGUCGGUCACAAAGGACUUCCAGCUAACCUUUUAACCCCUGGAAGGAAUGGCCUGAAUUUUGGAUAUGUUUAUAUUUAAAGUGUGCUGAUUAAUAAUAUAUGACUUUGUGGAGAUUGAAUGUAUAGUUUUAAAGUUACAGUACAUGUAUAAAAAGUAUAUUUUUCCUGCCUGUGAUAAUUACAUUAACCCAUUGUGUACAGUAAUUAUAUUACAGGCAGAGGGGUGGAUUUUGUGGGAAUGAAUGGGAGUGUUUUACUGUAUAUUACAUGUUUGAUUGGAUGUUUCACAAAACCCUGUGGGUGGUACUUUAUGUGUAAAAUGUGUAUAUAAGGCCAAUAAAGCCACAGCUCUGUCUGUUCCUGUUUGACCCUCAACAUAGAGCCACGUCUCAUGAUUGGGGGAUACGGCUGUAUCUACACUGGGAGAUACACUACAUACUCCCCUAGAUAUAAUCACUAAGCUCUUUUAAGAGCUUGUUCCAGCUUUGCUCUGUGCAGGAAGAGGGGUUCGGUCUGCAGUGCUUAUGGUGUCUGGAGAAGUGCUUGGAGCCCUCGUAAUGCACUAGGAGCAUCCAUCAACGGAGGUACUCGGUCGGAGUACUAGGAGCUCUGUUACAUAUACAUUGUUGCAAUUUCCACCGCAGUGGACUAAGUGUUUGUCUGGUUGGCCGCAAUUCCUAUGGACCACCACGAGGUGGCGGCCAUCUUGUUGCAUGGACCAAAACCGCGAAUAGACUUCAGAGGGACUUAGCCGCGAAUGUCCUGGAACUAUUUUUAACAUGAAAACCUCACGGUUUCCGAUUGGUCCACCAGCGGCACCUAGCCGCGAUUCUAUGGAGCUAUUUUUGUCUAUGAGGCCAUGCUGGGUGAUUUUGGAUAUUUUGGUCACUGAGAUCGGGGCUACCAGGGGAUGUAACAUUUGUGGAGUUUUAUGUAUUUUUAGGGUACUUUUGGGGUGUUUUAAAAAAAAGUGUGGUCUUUCUGUGCUUGGAGAUAAUUGGAUUAGAAUUAGUACAGUUACUGAUCCAAUUAUCUCCCAAAGAGGGAGGAGGGAUUGUAUAUUUGUUAUGGAAGUGUCGGGCAUUUAAUCACUGUUCUUAUUGGUCUGUGUCUUUGUGUUGGAGUCCCCAUCAAGGUCCAUGUGGGCGUACCCCUUGCAUGGGGAUUGUCAUAAAAGGCCAAGUGUGGCUCCCAUUAAAUUGAGAUUUGUUUACCCUUCAUGAAGUCGUGGCUCAUGUUUGGGGUAUUGGAGAGCUACAUUCACUCUGGGGAUUGCUAUAUCACAAUACUCCCCUGAGUAUAAUCAUUAGCUCUUAUAAGAGCUGUUCCUGCUUUGCUCUCUGGACUAGGAGAGGUCUACCCACUGGAAGCUGGAUCCUGGUCUUGGGUCCAGGGUGGAUGGAGGACGGCGGCACCCCAACCAAGCUGCGGCGGUUCGUUGGGUUUGCGGUGGUUAUGGUGUUCCAGUGCAGUGCUUAUGGUGCUCGCAAGAACUAAGAAGCAGCGAUUGACGGAGGUACCCAGCCGGGAUGCCAGGCAGUUCGUCACAAUGUUAUACAUAUAUUAUAUAUGUAUAAAUAAUUGUAUUAAUGUAUAAAUAAUUUAAACAUUUUAUAAUAUAUUACACAUAUAUAAUGCAUAAAUAUGAUUUCAUUAAAAGUGUACUUUGAUAUAUAUAUACACACACACACACACACACAUGUGUUAUAUAUUUAUAUAAUAUAAAUUGCAAAAAAAAACAUUUAUGAAAAACAAAGUGACUUGGGAAAGCCCGAGAUAAUGGGGCGAAACGCGUCAAAGUGCUAACGGCUCUUGGGGCAUACAAAGAGUGAUUGGAGGGGUACCAUACUGAAUACCCGGCAUCUCUCCAACACCAGUGAAUUACACGGCGGAGAGACAUCAAUUCAGCCGAGGAAACUAUUUUGAUGGACGGUAUCACCCUGCUGCUGCAUAUUACUUGUGAGCACCCUUUUUUAUUUUGAAGAGUUUUUUUCUCACAUAGCGCUAACACGUUUGUUAUUUUGUUACAUUGUAUAUGUGAAAUUAGGAAAUUUCCAAUGUGUUUUUAGCUGCUCGUGUUUAUUUAUUUGUUUAUCUUCUAAUUUGUUACCAGUAAUCUGGUUAUUUAUUGAUUUUUUUUGCGCUCUCUUAUUUCUAUAUAUUAAUACCUUUAGGUUUUCUUAUUUUUAAAAAUAUAUACAUGUGAUUGGCUAUUCAGGGAUUCCUACCAGAUAUCAGUGUUACAAUGUAACUUGCGUUAAUUUUGAAAAAAAAAAAUGGUUUGGAAAUAGCAAAGUGCUACUUAUACUUAUUGCCCUAUAACUUUCCAAAAAAAGCUAAGAACAUAUUAACCCCUUAAGGACACAACUUCUGGAAUAAAAGGGAAUCAUGAUGGAAUAUUUCCGUCAUGUGUCCUUAAGGGGUUAAUAUUGGGUAUUUUUAAACUCAGGACAAAAUGUAGAAACUAUUUAGCAUGGGUGCUUUUUAUGGGUUGUAGAUGCAUAACAUUUUGGGGGUCAAAGUUCGAAGAGGUUAUUUAUUUAUCUAUUUUUAUAUAAGAUUUUAUAAUUUUUUUAUAGUAAAUUAUAUGAUAUGAUGAAAAUAAUGGUGUCUUUAGAAAGACCAUUUAAUUGCGAGAAAAACUGUAUAUAAUAUGUGUGGGUACAGUAAAUGGGUAAGAGGAAAAUUACAGCUAAACACAAACACAGCAGAAAUGUUAAAAGAGCGGUAAGAAGAUUGAAAAGUGGUCUGGUCACUAAGGGGUUAAAUAAAAGCCUUAUGAGAUGAUUUAUUACAUAAUGGGUGUCUAACCUGUCCCUGUAAAAAUAGUUUGUGUAUGAAACAGUGCCUGAUACAUAAAGAAAUAUACAGAGAAACCUUAUAGAAAUUAACUGUUUAGUACUCUGACACAUGAAACUGUCGAUUCCUUUUUACCAUUGACAUAAUAAAAUGUAUUCAUUUGUCUCCUAGCAACACCUGCUAUCAGCACAUUGGAGAAACGCAUUGAGGAGCUGGGCCACCGAUUAGUGAUCGAGCGUGCCGUGGCUGAAGGAGCCAAACGUGCCAUCAAGGCAUUAGAUCAUGGAAUGCCACUUGUUCAGGUCAGUUAUAAAGCGUAUCCGUUUAACCAUUUCAUCCCCAGAAUGAAGAAUGGGCUUUCAAUGUCUGUCUGGGGCUUUGUUGGCAUUAGCCAAGUAGCCAUGGUUUAUUAUUAAUAUUAUUAUUAUUUAUAAAGCGCCAACAAAUUCCUCUUGAUUAAUAAUAUACAAGUUACACAUUUAUAUUAUCUUUUCUGAGACUUUUGUUGUUUGAAGUCUUUGUGGGACCAUUUGUUCUGUAUUUUAUUUUGUCUCUAUAAUGCUUUAUUUAAAAUUCUUCCAAUUGUUUAAUUCCUAUUCAUUUUAUUAAAAGCUAAAACAUGUUGUAUGUUCUGUAUUGAUCUGUCGUUAUAUCCACAUCAAUCUAUGAAAAUCCCUGCUAGCCGGUCUUUGGUUUUCCAUUCAGGAAUCAAGAAAUGUACAUGUUUUUUCAAUAAGUUCUGAAUUAUAGAGAAUUAAAAUCUGAAUUACAAGACUGAGACAAACAUAAACAUGCUCUGACUAAAGCCGAGAUGGGAUUUUUCACUAUUCACUAAUUUUUGUUUAAAUAUCUGCAGUCCAGACUUUAGUGAUUAAUCCUGUAGAGUUUUUAUACAUUGAACUUGAUGUAGAAUGAUAACCAUUUAUAAAUGCAAUGCAAGGAUGAUCCACAUUAUUAGGAACUGUGUGUCUAACCUUGGAUAUCAGCUCGUGUUGGACAGCAACUUCCAGACAUAUUUGCCAGCAGAUAAAGUCUAAUCUUCUGUUGAUCCUUCACCUUUUUUCCAUUUAUUUUUUUUAACAGGCUCAGUCAAUACUACAGGAGUCAAAUGAAAAGCUUGACCUCCUUAAAUAUUCCUUGGAAGAACGAGUGAAAGAACUUCCUGAUGGCCAUCCCAGGAAGAGUAUUGCCACCGAGGAAAUGUUCUUUGACUCAGUCGAAACCAAGCCCAUAGCACUAACGG